Messenger RNA from Hirsutella rhossiliensis, 2850 nucleotides. RefSeq names its product tRNA synthetases class I (I, l, M and v) domain-containing protein. Gene Ontology annotation, molecular function: leucine-tRNA ligase activity; ATP binding; aminoacyl-tRNA deacylase activity. Gene Ontology annotation, cellular component: mitochondrion. NCBI's taxonomy places the organism in Eukaryota, Fungi, Ascomycota, Sordariomycetes, Hypocreales, Ophiocordycipitaceae. The transcript is spliced from 2 exons. The record is from RefSeq and is a predicted model, not a curated record. Bases 1 to 2850 code for a protein of 949 amino acids. Gene Ontology annotation, biological process: leucyl-tRNA aminoacylation; mitochondrial translation.
AUGCAUUUGCUUCGCGCCGGACAGCUAGCGGCGAGCCUCCAUGUCUCAGCCUCGCUCACUGCUGGCCCGCGCCCCCGAAUCGCCUCGACCUCGCUGGCCCGAAGAUGGUACGCCGUCAACCUCCGAGAACUCGACGACAAGUGGCGGCGAGUAUGGAAAGCCGCCGACCAGCGCGACGCAGUCCCCGAGACUGCCAAUGGGCCCAAAGACAAGUUCGUCUUGCCCAUGUUUCCAUAUCCCUCCGGCAGCCUUCACCUCGGCCACCUGCGCGUCUACACAAUUGCCGACGUCGUCGCCCGCUACAACCGGCUCAGGGGCUACCGCGUCUUGCUACCCAUGGGCUGGGACGCCUUUGGUCUGCCGGCCGAGAACGCGGCCCUCGAGAGAGGCAUCCAGCCUGAGGACUGGACCGCCAGCAACAUUGCCAAGAUGAAGGAGCAGCUCGACCUCAUGAACGGCAGCUGGGACUGGCAUCGCGAGCUUGCGACGUCCGACCCCAAAUUCUACAAGCACACUCAGAAGCUCUUUCUCAUGCUCUACCAACGCGGACUAGCCUACCAAGCCGAGGCCGAGGUCAACUACGAUCCGAUAGACAAGACCGUCUUGGCCAACGAGCAAGUCGAUGCCAAUGGCUGCUCCUGGAGGUCGGGCGCCAAAGUUGAGAAGAAGAAGCUGAAGCAGUGGUUCUUCCGCAUCUCCCACUUCCGCGACUCUCUCCUCGACAAUCUCCAGGCACUCGCCAAAGACGGUGCAUGGCCCGAGCGUGUUCUCUCGCAACAGAGGAACUGGCUGGGCAAGUCGACGGGCGCCUCCAUCAAGUUUCCCCUCAUGUCGCACGGCGUCGAUGUCGGAGCCGCCAUCGAAAUCUUCACCACACGGCCAGACACGCUUUUUGGGGUCCAGUAUGUCGCACUCGCUGCGUCCCACCCCAUCGUGUCUCGGCUGGCCGAAAGCGACUCGGAACUGCAAGCCUUCCUCGACACCCUCCCAGGCCUUCCCCCCGACUCCAAAGUCGGCUACCUUUUGCCGCAGCUGCGCGCCAUCAACCCCGUCGCUUACCACGACGACACACCCGAGGCCACCAAGGCAUCCAUGCCCGUGUACGUUGCCCCCUAUGUCCUGGGCGACUACGGCGAAGGGGCAGUCAUGGGCGUGCCGGGCCACGACCUGCGCGACCACUCAUUCUGGCGGAUGCACCAGCAAGACCAGCCCGUCCGCAUCGUGCUGGCACCGUCCGAGGACGGCGCCACGGCGGCCAUUGAAAACGAGCCCUUUCUCGAGGACGGCAUCAUGACGGAGCAUAGCGGGCUCUUCAAAGGCAAGUCUUCGACCGAAGCAGGGCAGAUGAUGGUGCGCAUGCUCGAAGCCGCGGAACUGGCCAAGCCCGUUGAUAAAUGGCGUCUGCGCGACUGGCUCAUCAGCCGCCAACGAUACUGGGGCGCUCCGAUCCCCAUCAUUCACUGCGACUCUUGCGGCCCUGUCGCGGUGCCCGACGACCAGCUGCCCGUCGAGCUCCCCCGAGUCGAUGAGCAUUGGGCCGAAGGGAAGACGGGCAACGCGUUGGAGUCUUCGUCAGACUUUGUCAACGUGACGUGUCCUCAGUGCAACGGAGCUGCCCGCAGAGAGACAGACACGAUGGAUACGUUUGUGGACUCGAGCUGGUACUAUGCUCGGUUUGCCGACGUACACAACACCGAGCAACCCAUGUCCCCUAAGGCUGCCGAGAAGCUACCUGUGGACAUUUACAUCGGGGGCAUCGAGCACGCGAUUCUCCAUCUUCUUUAUGCUCGCUUCAUCUACAAGUUUAUGGCCACAACGCCUCUGAUGCCCCAGCACCCGGACGAGACGGCAGCCCUUUCUGCCGAGCCGUUCAAGCGCUUGAUCACCCAGGGCAUGGUUCAGGGCAAGACGUACGUCGACCCCGACAACGGAAGGUUCCUCAAGCCCGACGAGCUGGACCUUUCUGACCCCGCGGCACCCAAGGUGGCCGCGACAGCAAGGGCCGCGACCGUGUCUUUUGAGAAGAUGUCCAAAUCCAAGUACAACGGCGUGGACCCGACAAAGACGAUUGCACAGUACGGCGCGGACACGACGAGGGCCCAUAUGCUAUUCCAAGCUCCGGUUGGGGAGGUGCUGAAGUGGGAUGAGAGUAAGAUCUCGGGAGUUACCCGAUGGCUCCAGAGGCUGCAUGACCAGGUGAUGGCGGUGGCAGGGCCGCCCGACGAGCCUGUCUCGGUCGCCGACUACCUCGAGGCCAGGUUUGAGAGGCUCGGCUCCAUGACGAGGGCAGAGCUGAAGCAGUGGGACGCGGAAGUAACAGUGUGGCGAGAGGUGCAGCGGACGAUUGGGUCCGUCAGGCGGUCCUACGAUGAGGUCUACUCGCUGAACACUGUCGUGUCGGAUCUCAUGAGCCUCACCAACACGCUGGGCAGCAACGACGAGGCCGGCGACGUGGUCAAGCGGCAGGCUCUCAGCACGCUGAUCCGGCUGACGGCGCCCAUCACGCCGGCGUUUGCCGAGGAGUGCUGGAGCGCGCUUCAGCCGUCGGCGGGGAGCGUGCUGGAGACGGGCUCGUUCCCCAGCGAGGACGGCAGCGCAUGCGCGGCAAUGCUGCAGCCGCGGCGGCAGGCGUGCGCGGUGCAGGUCAACGGCAGGGUGCGCGGCGUGGUGGAGAUUGCUCCGCCGCCAGGGGAGCUCGAGGGCGACGGACUGAGCGAGUGGAUGACGGCGGCGAUUCUCGAGACGGAGCUGGGGAGGGAGCGCUUCGGCGAGGGGGGGCGGUACGACGUCAAGGGGGCCAAGCGGGCAAUUGCGGUCAAGGGGGGCCGGGCUGUAAAUUUUGUCGUAUAG